Molecule: messenger RNA, 888 nt
Organism: Xylona heveae TC161
Lineage: Eukaryota; Fungi; Ascomycota; Xylonomycetes; Xylonales; Xylonaceae
Product: DUF1742-domain-containing protein
Exons: 4
Coding region: 185-775 (196 amino acids)
Biological process (GO): vacuolar transport
Cellular component (GO): endosome
Source: RefSeq, a predicted model, not a curated record
CCAUACACUGCCUUGUCGCUGAGCGGUUCUAUAGCUUUGUGCUCCGUACAUGAAUUCCAGUCCUCUUAUCUGGCAGAGAGCAAUUACGAAUUAAAAACAGACUGGCAGAGUAAUUACAACAAAGCAGACAGGAACUACGACUGCGAAGGAGGACAAACAAAGAUAAGACUAGAAACUACGGAGUAUGGCAAUACCAAAUAUAUGGCACCAGCGCCGCGUGGCCGAGACCGCGAGCAGGCCGUGCUGGAUCUGCUUCAAGCCGACUUCUGCGGUCUUGCAUAACCCGGAGAAUAACGACUUCUUCUACAUAUGCCUAGGCCAUCUCAAGGACAAGGGAUUCGCCGCGCCCAUCAUCAACGAAGCGGACGUCGCGGCGCGGCGCAAACAAGAGGAGAUGGAGGCGGAAAUACAGCGUCUCAAGACGGAGUACGAGGAGAAGCAGAAACGGAAAGAGGAAAAGGAGAAGGAGAAGGAGAAAGACAAGAACGAGAAAGAGAAAGAGAAGGAUAAGAAGAAGGAGGACGAGGAAGGGGAAAAGGACAAAAAGGAUGAGACGGACAAGGCAAAGUCGUCGGAAAAGUCACCAAGUGGGACAGCUACGCCAACAGCGUCCAAGGAUGAUACCCCGCGGGUAUUUUCCCUGCAAAAACACUUUUACCAAAUGCGCAUCGACCGGCUACGGAAAGCCGAAUUGGCAAAACGCAACAUGCACCGAUUACAGAGUCCAAAUGUUUUUCCGUCCGUCCCAAGCGGCGAGCCAGGACCAGGUCCUUGAUCGUAUCCUUGAUCGUAUCCCACCUUGAUCGUAUCCCGGCCUUGAGUUAUAGUCCCAACCUCCAUGAAUUGACUAGCACGAGUCCAGACUCUGUUGUCGAGUCAGCAGUACAA